Molecule: messenger RNA, 1947 nt
Organism: Leptosia nina
Lineage: Eukaryota; Metazoa; Arthropoda; Insecta; Lepidoptera; Pieridae
Source: the annotation of a GenBank genome assembly
AUGAUUUUAAUUAAAUUUAUCGUAUCAACUGUGUUACUGGUACAAAUAUACUGUGGCGCUGUACCUCAUGCUCGUAAGACAUGCAGUGAUUGUGUAGCAUACACGUCAUGCCCUGGUGCUCUUCAUCUCCUAAAGAGUAAAAGAGACAGACAAUCUGCUGAUAUUUUUUUAGCUGCAGCAUGCAGCUCACAAAAUGAAGACAAAACUUUUAAGGUGUGCUGCUCCGAAUUUCCUGUAAUCACUGAUAAUAUCGAGGAAUCAUUUGACGAAAGUAAACAGGAGCUGUUACCGAAAAAUUGUGGUCGAAUACUUUCAAGCCGAUUGUUAGGAAACUCAAGAUCCAUGUUGUACGAAUUUCCCUGGAUGGCUUUAAUAGCGUACAGAACCCGUGAUGGCGUCGAGUUUCAAUGUACCGGAUCUAUAAUUAACUCAAGAUAUAUAUUAACAGCGGCCCACUGUGUUAUUAAUAAGAACAUUAUGGGUGUCAGAGUCGGGGAAUACGAUAUAGGAAGUACAGUUGACUGUUACGGCUACGACAAUAUUAUAUGUGAAGAACAUAUUCAGGAUAUCCAGGUUGAAGACAAAAUCAUUCAUCCUUAUUAUCAACAAACAGAUCUUAACGAUAUCGCUCUGUUAAGACUUAAAGAUGAAAUUGAUUUUACACAUGAAAACGUGAAACCGAUUUGCUUGCCUCUGUCUAAAGAGCUGCGCAAGAACAGAUUGUCUGAAAAAAUGGGAGUUGUAGCCGGUUGGGAUCUCAGCACAGGACGUUCCCCUUCAACACCUCAAAGGACUUACAUUCCGUUACAUGACGAUUGUAGUCAAUAUGUAGACAGAGUUAAUAGUGUAAGAGAAAAUAGCUUCUGUGCUACUCAAAAUAGAGAUGAGUGCGUUGGCAAUUCUGGUGCUCCUCUUCUAGUGGAAGCUCAGUAUAAUUCCACAACAAGAUACGUCCAAUAUGGCGUUCAAUCCGUGGGAUCAGUGACGUGCAGGUCUUCCGCACCACUUGUUUAUACAGAUGUCAGGAAAACUUUUUCUAACACAAACUUGCCGCAGAACAUCUUUCUCUCGCCUCUUAUCACCGAGGAAUUUAUCUUUCAGGUCUGCUGUUCCGAGUUCCCUCCACUCAGUUUCAACUACUACAUUCCUUAUAAAGACAAACCUGUACUGCCCAAAGAGUGUGGCCGCAUUUACGAAGCACCUAGCGAUAGUUCUGUUGCUGGGCUUUACGAGUUUCCGUGGAUGACCCUCAUAGCUUAUAGAACACCCAACGGCCUGGAAUUCAAAUGUGGUGGGACCAUUAUAAGUUCAAGGUAUAUCCUCACCGCUGCCCAUUGUAUCAAUAGGAAUGUGGCUUCUGUCCGGGUCGGUGAAUUAAAUAUCGAUACAGCCCUAGACUGCGCUGAUAAAUUGAUAAGUAAUAUCUGUGAAGAACAUACACAGAAUAUAAAAGUCGAAGAUGUGAUUCCUCAUCAUCUUUUCUCCGAGAUUACCUUGGUACAUGACAUCGCUUUGAUAAGAGUGAUGGAGGAUAUUAAUUUCGAUUUUGCUAAUGUAGCCGCCGUCUGCUUGCCCUUGGCAGACGAGUUACGCAACAAUUCCUUGGAUAACCGUAACGGUACAGUUGCUGGUUGGGGACAGACACAAGUCAAUAGCUUCUCUUCUAUUCUGCGAAAAGUCAACCUUCCUAUCCACAGCCGUUCGAGAUGCGACAAAUUCUAUAAGGGGUUAGAGAACCAGUUCUGUGCUGGAGAAGUGAAUAAGGACUCUUGCAGCGGAGACUCAGGCGGGCCCCUGAUGCUUCAAGAGGACUACAACGGAAAAAAGCGUUACGUACAGUACGGAGUAGUCUCUCGGGGUCCAAGAAUUUGUGGGACUUCUGUCCCAGGUGUGUACACUGAUGUGAGGAAGUACAUUGACUGGAUAUUAUUAAAUGUUAAAGAAUAA